ACAGAUUAAAAAGUACCUACUUUACAAAAGACAACUCAUCUACGGCUUAAAUUUUAUAAUUUCUUGUUGUUUUUGUUGAAAUUAAACAGUAUUUCAUAAUAAACAAGUGCAGUGUCGUGUAAUGGCGAUGUGGGACCCAACGCAUGUUCAAGUUACAGUUCAACGAGCCCGCGGGCUAUUGAUCAAAGGCAAAAACGGUACCAAUGAUUGUUUCGUGACCAUCGCCCUCGGGAAAGACAAAUUCCAGACUUCAGUGAAACAGAAAGCGACUCAGAAUGUGGAGUGGCUGGAGGAGUGCGAGCUGCGCAUCCCGGCGCGCGGGAACACCGCCGAGAUCGCGCUCAAGGUGUACGACCAGGACAUGAUCAAAGACCACUUAUUAGGUCAAGUAUCGAUUCCGUUAAAAGACCUCGAAGUUUACGACCGCCCCAGAAGCCGCUGGUACACGCUGCAAGGCAAGUCCGGGAAAGAAAACGAUAAAAACAGAGGUGAGUUGGAAGUAAAGAUAGGAUUUACUGUAAAAGAGGGCAGUUUGACAGAUCUGAGUAAAAAGGACAAACACAAAUCAUCCUUGUCCAGCUUGGCACAGAAUGUUGGCGGCAGUCUCAUGAGCAUUGGCAGCAUCGAGCAAAGGAAGGGCAUCAAGAAAUUUGCCAAUAAACUUGGCUCAAAGCUAAAUCUCAACAAGAAAGAUAAGAAAAGUGACUCAUCUUCUCUCAGUGGAAGCAUUGGUAACUUAAAAGGCUCAGCAUUCUCGACUCCCGACCAUUCCACUCCAAAGAGAAUUUCAGGUGAAGCAGACCCUGGAGUAAUCAGUGAAGAUGAUGAUGAGUUUGCCUUUGAUGAUCUGUCUCACAAGAGUUCCGCUAGUUCCAUCAACAUCCACACUCUGCCGAGGAGCCAUAAAUUCUCCCCAUCGCCAGUCAACACCUCCUUGGAGAACCUGGGAGGGGGAGUGAUCCUCGGGAGGCUGGCCAGCAACAACUCCAGCUCUGAAAAAAUCAUCCCUCAGAAGCCUGUGCGCCUCAGCCUGGACACAUUCAGCCCCGUGCAGCCGUUGACUAAAACUAUUGACAGGGAUGAUGAAUGGUCCCAGAAACUGUACUCCAAGCCCAAGUCUGGCAGCCAGACUGGCAUUGACAGAGAGAAGUCAUCGAGCCUUGAGAGAGGAAAGAAGUUGGACAGUCCCAGUUCACUUAAGGAGAAACCGAGCCCUAAGUUUUUCAAGAAAUUCAGCAACAAACCUAAAAAGGGCCCAAUAGAGGAGAGGAUUAUUGUAGGAGAAGAAAAUAUAGUGGAAGAAGAGAGUGCUAACCAAGCAUACAACAGCAUCCCACCGGCCACACUGCAGCAGUUUGAUGGCAAGACCAGGGAAGAUCUUAUUGUCAUGAUUUACAACCUUCAGAAAGAUGCUGAGUUAGCUAAGAAGAAGAACAAAGACUUGGAGAAUUAUUUAGAUGAGCUUUUACUGAGAGUUAUGGAGACCACACCAAGGAUCCUUCAGAAUCCAUAUUCUAGAAAUAACAGCAUGAUCUUAAGAAACAAAUAAGUGACACACUUUGAUAAAUUUACAUGUUUUGGAGCAACAAAUUACGUUUUAAGUUUGAUAAAUGAUUUUAUGAAUUUUAUGGGUUGUUAAAUUCCACAGAUAAAGCAUUAUUUUAUAAAGUAAAGUUAUACUGUUCAUAUAAGAGUUUAACUUUACAUUACUUAUUAGAAUAGGAGUAAUAAAUGCUCCAUGUAUGUAAAAAUGUUGGAAUGUUUCUUUUUCACUAUAGAUAGAAGGAGCUAAUUCACUAAUUAAUUUCGUUUUCAAUUAUAUUUCUUUCUUCACUUACUACUGAUUAAGCUCUAUUAUUGGCAUUGUAGAAAGUGUGAUGAGUAUAAACUUGCAGAGCAACAUUCAUUUGCGGAGAGCUGCUGUUUAGAAUUAAGUAUGCAACUAGAACAUUCACCGUCCAUAUUAAGUAGUAUAUCAUUGUGAAGUCUAAAAUUGUUGUGCCUUAUAUUUUUAUAAUUAGUCUGUGAUAAAGAUUGGUGUAAAAAGAAUAGUUUUGUAACAUGAAUGAAAUUAUCAAGAAUUAUGCUAAUUACUUUUUAGUUUGUGUAAUCAACUUCACGAUGUCUUCAUUAAAUUCCUACUGUAUGUGUACAGACACCUCGAUUCCAUUGUACAUUGUGCCAAACUUGUAACCUGUCUUACAGAUAUUUUUCUGUUGUCUUUACAUUCUGUGCUGAUUCACUAUAAUAAUUUGCAAGCAAUGAGUAAAUAUUUUAUCUUUAAGGAAUGUAAUUUAGGUAUGAUUCAUCCAUACAAACUACAUGUAGUAGAACAAACAGGGGUGACUCAUUAUGAAAAGUUUACAAGAGCUGUUAUCUGUAACAUGACAAAACUAAGUUUAUAAAAAUUAGGUAUUACCUAUAUUGUAAACGGAUUUUUUUGAUUUAUGUGUGAAAAACAAAGUAUUACUAAGAGUAGCUUAGCUAUAUUUAAAAUGAUAAAUUAUUCUGAUGUCUGAUGAUGAGGUUAUAAUUAAGUAAUGAAUUAUUAUCUUUUGUUAAGUAUAUAGCUCGUAUAUAGGUAACACAUAACUAUUGAUUGCUAUGAGGCAGUUCACUUUUGUAAUAAAAAGGCGAACACUGCCCUAUUUAUAUUUACUACUCAAAAGCUAUAUUCUAUUAUAAAACUAACAGGUAUCUAGAGAGUCUGCAUAAACACUGUAUUGUAGUGUUGUGUUAUUUGUACAGUCAUGCAGCUCUAGCAUUAGAAAUAGGUAGUUGCUGAUUUACAAAGAGAUGUUUGUGCAAUAUUAACAAAUCAUGUUCAAAGUUAAGCAAUACAAAAAUGUUUAUGUCCGUGCCCUAUAUUAGGUGGGAUACAUUGAAUUAUUAGUUAUUAAAAUAUUUAUAGUUAACUUACUCUAGUUAAACUUAACGAUUCGUAAUCAAAUCACUGCUACUUCCAUUUGAUUAAAUAUUAAAAGUAGAUAGUUAUUUCGAUCUGAAACUUAUUAUAUUCAUAGUAAAGUAGGUGUCAUUAUUGAACAAAAUACUGUUACUAAAAUGAUUAACAUUUCUGUAAGCGAUUGUCAGUUAAUAUAUUUAAAUAAUAUAUUUACUGUUUUUUAAUGUUGAUUUGUUUAAUUAAGAUGGUCUGUCUGAGCUAUUUCCCAGUCUUUGUAUCUACUUACUCUGUAUUUAUUGUACCUACCUACUGGCCUAGGUGCAAUGGCGUGUAGUCAGUUUGGUUCAGGUGAGUUGACAAUAUUUCUGAAAUAAUUUUGUUACUUACGUAGCUCGUAGGUUUCCGACAGUAUUGUGCCGCCAUAUUUUGGUCAUCUUUUGUGAACCGAAACAUAUAACCAGACAAUUUUGUUAUUCAGAGAAGAAUUACUGAUACCUAAUAUCAAUCUAUUCCUGUAGUUAUUUUUUGUCUAUUUUGAUUUAAUGUUUACAAUCACAUACCCAUGUACCCUUGGUACUAAAGAACAAUUUCAUGUUUUUGAGAUGUAUACCUUUUCUUUUUGAUACGAUCAUAAAACUAAUUUAAAUAUAAUGUAAUUAGCUAACUCAGACAACAAUCUAAAUGUUAAGAGAAAUGUUAGUUUAUUUUAAUAAAUUAUUCAUAUAUUAUUCAAGUA
Plutella xylostella (diamondback moth) is the source of this 3641-nucleotide messenger RNA. RefSeq names its product Rab11 interacting protein (gene Rip11). The record is from RefSeq and is a predicted model, not a curated record. Gene Ontology annotation, cellular component: intracellular membrane-bounded organelle. Gene Ontology annotation, biological process: regulated exocytosis. Lineage: Eukaryota; Metazoa; Arthropoda; Insecta; Lepidoptera; Plutellidae. Gene Ontology annotation, molecular function: small GTPase binding.